AUGCCCAAAUCAUCAGGCGGUGGCGCCCCAGGAAAUUGGCCGGACAUCAACGGGGUUGGCAUGAGUAUAGUUGCCUUCCGUCUCAAUGAAUGCGGGGCCGUUGCACCUCACGUACACUCAGAUGCUACUGAGUUUCAAACGGUUGUCAUGGGCGAAGGUGUGAUUGGCACUUACGGAGUGGGUGACAAUACGCUGAGAUUAGAGCACGUCAAAAUGGGAGAUAUAUUCUUUUUCUCAAGAAGCAGCAUGCACUUUCAAAUCAACGUGGGUUCCGAAGCGUUCGUUUCUGUAGGAGCUUUUGAUGUUUCACAGCCAACUGCCGCUCUAGUUGUUGGAUUUGUCGGGCAACUUGGUGAUGUUAAAAAAGCACUGGGUCUUGAUACUGAUUCGAGUAAAGAUACCGACGGCCUUGACGGAGUAUUCCCACAGUUCAAAAUGUCAAACUGCUAA
Sphaeroforma arctica JP610 is the source of this 450-nucleotide messenger RNA. RefSeq lists its product as hypothetical. Lineage: Eukaryota; Ichthyosporea; Ichthyophonida. The transcript has a single exon. Bases 1 to 450 code for a protein of 149 amino acids. Gene Ontology annotation, molecular function: manganese ion binding. The record is from RefSeq and is a predicted model, not a curated record. Gene Ontology annotation, cellular component: cell wall.